AUGACACAAAGGAAUGCACGAGAGUAUAAACAGGUGGAGCAGGGAACGGCGUUGGAAGGAAAAACAAGGGCAGCAAUUGCUGUGGAGCAGAAUACGCAAGUGGAGAGACAGCAAGCAGCAUUGGCAGUUGACGUACGGGACGCAGGAGCUGGUGCCAUAUCUGCCCGGGACAGUGCUGCGCAAUGUCUGGGUGCGGAGGUGCGGCAGCAAGUGAUGGUUGCUGAUGCAAGAGACGGUGGGCAGGUGUUGGGGACCCAACGUGCAGCAGAUAUUUUUGCUGCAACAAUGCAGACAGCGAUGGCAGAUGAUGAUCCUAACUGUGGGCAGACGUUAGGAGUUCAAAAGGCAGCAGAGGCUGUUGCCGCACCUGGGGCAUCAGUCACCGCUCCAGCAUCUGGGUUGACAGACUCUGCUGCCGCAACUGGAGCAAGUGAGGAUCGAGCAACAAUGGGGACGGUGGAUGUUGCAGCUGCUAAUUUGGCAGUGGUGGAGUUGGCUCCAAAUGGGGGAAGAGAGCAGGCAGCGGAACUUGGAGAGAAGAGGGCGGUGGACACCAGCGGCACUAGCAGCAACUCUGCUCCAAAGGUAGUUGCGGGUACUGCCUGUGAUGAUAUCCCACGUGAGCCGCAAUGGCAGGAGCAAGAUAUAGGGGAUGGGGCUAUGGUGCUAGCUGAACAAGGGUCUUUAAGUGCAGCUGAGGAGGAGGACUUAAUCGGCGCUGCACAUCCGGUAUCCGCCAUAAUGGUGGAGCUCAACAUCGAUCAAGCCGACGUACUGGACCAACGGGAUAGGCGAACAAGGAAAAAAGGCGCUCGGGCUCAAUUCCCAUCAGAUAGGCAACUGCGGUCAUCGCUAGCAAUAUCCCAAAUAGAUUCUAUUAAACUGCGGUUACCAUUUGAUUCUGUAGUGGUUAACUUGUCUGCAGACAUAUGGGUGCUGUUUAGUGCUCCGAUUACAUGUACUAUAAUAGGUAAUUCUUCACAGCACAUUACGUUACUGGUGCAUCACCCGUGGCUACCAAGGUCGCUGUGCUUCUCGUUUGUGCAUGCCCGGUGCACGAUGGAGGAGCGGCGAAUUUUAUGGCAAGACCUGUUGACUGACAAACCCACCUCACUUCCGUGGUGUGUCUGUGGGGAUUUUAAUGUGAUCAUAGACCCUCACGAGAAGCGAGGGGGGAGACCAUUUGCUAGAGCAGAGGGUAUGGAGCUACUGUCAUUCAUGGAGGAGGCGGAGGUCUUUGACGCGGGAUUCUCUGGAUCCAGCUACACGUGGUGUAAUAAUCGGAGAGGCCGCGAACGAAUUUGGAAGCGUCUAGACAGGCUACUAAUUAAUGGAGCUUUCUCAGAUGCCGUUUCAUCUGUGUCAGUAGCCCAUCUGGCUAGACAUCCGUCAGAUCAUGCCUCGCUGAGGAUUGGUUUGGCAUCACGCAUGGAUAAUAAGCCUAGGCCGUUCCGCUUUUUGAAUCUCUGGACAGACAGAAAGGAUCUGCUGGAGGUUAUUCGAAAUGCAUGGCAGUUAGAGUGUACGGGUUCCCCCCUACGGAAGUUAUGUUCCAAAUUAGUAAAGGCCCGACGGGUGAUACAGGAGUGGAAUAAGGAGGCUUUUGGAAAUAUUUUUAUUGCUGUUCAAAGGGCAGAAUCGGACUUGUUAGCAGCGGAAAAUCGAGUGGAGGAGGAUGAAUCGGGGGACGCUCAAGUUGAGCUGCAAAAGGCUCAAGCAAAAUUGCGGCUGGCGUUGUCCAACGAAGAGCGAUUUUGGAGUCAAAAGACUCGCGUCAAAUGGCUCCGGCACGGGGAUAGGAACUCUAAGUAUUUUCAUGCUACCGUACAGCAACGAAGGGUGCAAGGGGCGAUUCAUAGGAUGCAGAAUGAGAGUGGAGCAUGGGUUGAGGACGAUGAGGGGAUUGCCUCCAUGGCAGUCCGGUAUUUUUCGGAGCUGUUCUCGGAGCCAGGAGGGGCGUCAGGGGACUUAUUGCACCUGAUUCCGCGUAUUGUCACGGGGGAUGAUAAUGAGACACUUGAAACAUGUCCGUCCCUUGAGGAGGUGAAAAGAGUGAUCUUUGCUAUGGAUGGGGACAGUUCGGCAGGCCCAGACGGCUUUACAGGUAAGUUUUUCACUUUUGCAUGGGAGGUUAUUGCACAUGAUGUCUAUCAAGCAGUGCUGAGUUUUUUCUGUGGGGCGGAGCUGCCUAGAUUUAUUACUUCUACAUCUAUUGUUCUAAUCCCGAAGGUAUCAAAUCCUCAGGACUUUUCGAAAUAUCGGCCUAUUAGCCUUUGCAAUUUUAUUAAUAAAGUGUUAUCUAGAAUUUUGGCGGAUAGGCUUGCGGGGAUAUUGCCAAAACUGGUGUCACCGCAACAGACGGGUUUUGUCAAGGGUAGGAAUAUAACUGAGAACUAUCUACUGGCCCAGGAAUUGAUGUCGGGAUUUAGACACCGGGCUAGAGGGGGAAAUGUAAUUUUCAAGUUAGACAUGGCUAAAACGUAUGACAGAGUCUCGUGGGGUUUCACUGUCGGUGUCUUGCGCAAAUUUGGGUUUGGGGAACGAUUCAUUGACAUGGUCUGGAGAGGUAUCCGUCAGGGAGACCCUUUGUCUCCGACUUUAUUCGUUAUUGGAGCGGAGAUAUUGUCAAGGGGGCUGAACAGUCUCGCAGCUCAAUCUGGCUUUUUGGGUUACACAGUACCCAGGGGAUGUCCCCCUGUGACACACCUGGCGUUUGCCGACGAUGUUCUGGUCUUUGCGAAUGGCUCGGCUACAUCCUUGAAGAAAGUCAUGCAGAUUUUAGAGCAGUACCAGCAAGCUUCUGGCCAGCUGGUGAAUGUCCAGAAGUGUAGUUAUUUAGUUCACCCAUCUAUGUCACCAUCGCGCCGGAGAGUAAUAGAGCGGAUAACGGGAUUCUCCCGCCAGCAGUUCCCCGUUCGAUAUCUAGGUUUCCCUCUAUAUCUGGGAAGGUGCAAAUCGGCCUAUUAUGGGGAGAUGUGUCAUAAGAUUGCCGCACGAAUUAUAUCAUGGAAGUCGAAACUAUUAUCCCCAGGAGGGAGGCUGGUGUUGAUCAAGCACGUCCUAACAUCCAUGCCCAUUCAUCUCUUAUCUGCUGCAGUGGUCCCUGGUGUAAUAUUUAAAAGCAUUGAGAAGCUGUGUUCCAAUUUCUUAUGGGGCUCAUCGCACGAGCAAGUGAAGCACCACUGGAUCCGGUGGUCCAAUCUAUGUUAUCCGGUGGAAGAGGGGGGUGGGGUUUCGGCAAGAUCAUCUUUGUGGUCUCAGUUCAUGCGGGCAAAGUAUUGUAAUGGGAUCCACCCCUGUCAAGCAACCAUCGCUCCGUCUGUGUCGGCAACGUGGCGCCGUAUGGUAAGUGUGAGCCGGCAUGUAGAAUUAUCUAUAUUAUGGCUGGUGAAUGAGGGGAAGUGCAGUUUCUGGUACGAUAACUGGUUGGGGAGUGGGGCACUUUUCCUUAGAGUGGCAGAUACGCCGCAUGUGUCCUUUGCGGAAUUGGUGUGCAAUGGGAGCUGGAAUAUCUAUCGGCUGACACAAAUAUUACCGCCGGAGUGUGUUGCUAAUGUGGUACGGCUCCCGGUGCCUCGCAGGGGGUUCCCUGACGAAGCUGUCUGGAUGCCUACGACGUCAGGGAAAUUUUCUUUAGCAUCGGCCUACCAAGAGGUCCGCCAGGUUCGGAAUAACUCAAUGGCUUUCUCCCGAAUCUGGCAAUCUAGCAUUCCAUUGAAAAUCUCCUUUUUCAUGCACCGAAUGCUACUGAGAAGAUUGCCCCUAGAUGACAUUCUGGGACGGAUGGGGUUUCAGUUACCGUCCAAAUGUUUCUGCUGUGUGCCUGCCACAGGAGAGGAACUUGAGCAUGUAUUUUCCACGGGACAACUGGCCUCCCAGGUCUGGAGUUACUUCCAAAACAUGUGCGGUGUAGUCGUCCAGGGCUCCGAAGUACAUGCACGUUUGAUUACGUGGUGGCUUUCCCCGGCGUUGUCUCGGCAGCAGAGGUUUGUGUUGGAUGUGCUCCCUAGUCUCAUUUGCUGGAAUAUUUGGAAGGCCAGGAAUAGAGCGGUCUUUGAUGGUAUCCAGCCGCAAGGCCAAGGUAUUUGUAAUAUGAUCGCUCAGGAUGCCAAAGCUGCGUUUGAGAUUCGGUUUCAGAAGGAGUUGGGUAUGCUGACUUUCCCCCAAUUUUAUGAGAAGAUCUCUUACCCAUCCUAUGUUUACAAUAUCAGAGUUGUCCGAUGGAAGGGGGGAGGCCAAGGGGUGCUGACACUCAAUACCGAUGGAUGCUCUAAGGGGAAUCCGGGUGUGUGUGGAGGAGGGGGGGUGGUCAGGGAUUCGAAUGGGCAUGCUGUGUUUGCGUUCUCGGCGUUCCUUGGAGAGGGCACGAGUCUACGAGCAGAGGCAUUGGCUGCCUUGGUUGGCAUCCGAUUAUGUCGUGCGAAGGGAGUUGAACGUCUGGCUAUACAAGCUGAUUCAUUACUGUUGAUUGGGAUAUUACAAGGGCGGCUACAUUGCCCCUGGCACAUUAAGAGGGAGGUGGAGCAAAUAUUGAGCCUGGCGGGGGAACGUCCUAUUUUCAUGCACUGUUAUAGGGAAUCGAACAAGGUUGCUGACAUCUUGUCCAAUGAGGGGGUUUCUCACCCGCUAGAAGAGGUUAGGAUUUAUGACAGUUGGUACACGAUUCCGAUGCUGGCCAGGGGGGAAAUUAGGCUGAACAGAUUAGGAGUACCUUCCAUUAGAAGAAUAAAGGGAACUAGGGAUUUGGUGUGA
Coffea arabica (coffee) is the source of this 4752-nucleotide messenger RNA. The record is from RefSeq and is a predicted model, not a curated record. Lineage: Eukaryota; Viridiplantae; Streptophyta; Magnoliopsida; Gentianales; Rubiaceae.